Messenger RNA from Spodoptera frugiperda (fall armyworm), 3271 nucleotides. It is a transcript of the gene alphaSnap, whose product is annotated as alpha-soluble NSF attachment protein. Gene Ontology annotation, molecular function: soluble NSF attachment protein activity; syntaxin binding. NCBI's taxonomy places the organism in Eukaryota, Metazoa, Arthropoda, Insecta, Lepidoptera, Noctuidae. Bases 133 to 1011 code for a protein of 292 amino acids. Gene Ontology annotation, cellular component: vacuolar membrane; SNARE complex. The record is from RefSeq and is a predicted model, not a curated record. The transcript is spliced from 6 exons. Gene Ontology annotation, biological process: SNARE complex disassembly; intracellular protein transport.
ACACAAAAUCAAUCGAUGACAGCGACGGAUUUUCCCUUGGAAGUCGCUGACGACAUUUUGUCAAUAAAUUGUAAAAUUCAAUAGGAUUUUGUAAAGUUUUUGUAGUGUAUAGUGUUAAAAUAAGCCACUAAGAUGGCAGAUAACGAACAGAAAGCUAUGCAAUUAAUGGCCGAGGCGGAGAAGAAGCUGAGUUCUUCGAAAACUUUCUUUGGAUCACUUUUCGGUGGUUCGUCGAAGGUCGAAGAGGCGGUGGACUGCUACCUUCGGGCGGCGAACCUGUUCAAAAUGGCGAAGAAAUGGGCGCAGGCAGGUCAGGCAUUCUGCGCCGCAGCCAACCUCCACCUGAAGGCAGGCGUCCGCCACGACGCGGCCACCAACUAUGUGGACGCCUCAAAUUGUUACAAGAAGUGUGAUCCCAAUGAGGCUGUCUCCUGUCUCCUGAAAGCGAUUGAGAUCUACACCGACAUGGGAAGAUUCACUGUCGCUGCUAAACAGCAUCAGAACAUAGCAGAGCUGUACGAGACGGAGUGCGUGGACCUGUCGCGCGCGAUGCAGCACUACGAGCAGGCGGCCGACUACUUCCGCGGCGAGGAGUCCACCUCCUCCGCCAACAAGUGCAUGCUCAAACUGGCGCAGUACGCCGCACAGCUCGAGCACUACGAUAAGGCCAUCCAGAUCUAUGAACAGAUCGCCAAGUCGUCCCUAGACAACAGCCUGCUGAAGUACAGCGCGAAGGAGUACAUGUUCCGCGCGGCUCUCUGCCACCUCUGUGUGGACAUACUGAACGCUCAGCAUGCCGUCGAGAAGUACUGCGGCCUCUACCCCGCCUUCGCUGAUACUAGGGAGUGUAAACUGAUUAAGGAAUUGAUCGAGCACUUGGAGGAGCAGAACGUAGACGCGUUCACCGAGGCAGUGAAGAAUUACGACAGCAUAUCUCGACUGGAUCAGUGGUAUACAACGAUGCUCGUGCGCAUUAAGAAACAGAUCAACGACAACCCCGACCUGCGUUGAGUCAGUCGCACGUCUAUGCCCGCCGCACCCGUAUGCGUAGCGUGAGUGGCAAGCCUUAUUUCAUUUAUUCUAUCUUCAAAAAUUCUACCUUCCUUUUUUACCAUUGGCAACAUUUUUGACGUUUAAAAUCAGAAUCUUCCACUUUUCUAUUGACAGUUGAUUACAACAUGCGUUGUCUAUAACCCGUUUAGUUACCUAUAUCAUGUAUUAAAGGAUCGAAUUCGUUUUUAUGGGGGAAUAAAUCAAUGUAUGUCCAACUGUCAGUUCUAAUAAUAUAACGUAAGUUUACUUUAAUUUUCUGUUUUGUAUUUCUUUUAAAAAUGAUGCGAAAAGUACAAUUGGCAUGUCAAAAUCAAAACGCGACAUGGAAAUUUGAAAAGACCGAAACAACUCUGACAGCUGUCACUUUGACGUUGUCAUAAUUUUGUCUAUGGAUGUCCACAGAGUAUAAAUGGAUGAUCGAAGCAAUCGAUGCUCAAUGAAUGCUUGCAUAACGGUUAGCGGCGACGGGCAAUAUAAUGUUUCCUUUUUUAUCAUAAACUCGGUAGAAUAUUUCAUUAUGCCUAUUUCAAUGUAACAAGUUAGGCAAACCAGUGGUCAUGUCACAUUAUUUAACAGAAACUUAGUUUUUUUUUCGUAGAAAUAAAUUGAUAUAAAUGUUGACUGAUAGCGGUUAAAGGAGAGUAGUUUAUGUGGCGGUUUUAUGCUAGUUUAGUUCCCAAGAAUUUAAAUUUCGAAUUGAUGUUAAUGGCCAAACUACCCUCAACUUUUCUCAGUCUAGCGUCAGUUGUCGUUAGACUCUCUUCGAGUGUAGUCGUGUUUCGUGUUGCGAAUCUUUGAAAUUGAACCACGCUGUUGUGUUUGAUGAAUACUAUUCUAUUAUUGGUUGAUUUUACGUAUAUUUUAUGAAUAUUCUAACGUUAUUAAUUUGCAUUUACAUUCCUAGACUUUGAUCGUAUAAUUCUUUUUCUUUUUAUUGUUAAAUAGUGUGACAUGGACACCAUUAUUUAGUAUUCAAGAUUUAGUCGAUAUACUUAGGAUAUAAGUCGGGAGUAAAAUCAUUAACGAAAAACAUUUUUUUCCUAAUCUGUACGUUUAAACCGUAACGUUCCAAUUUACGCAGUACACUUUAUUUGAUUAUAUACUCUUUGUUUAUAUUUAUUUUUCUUGUAUUGUGAGGUCGGAGUGGUUUAUUGUAUAUAUUAUUGAUUUAAAUAACUUUAGAAGUAUGUCCCUCUUAAAUUUUUUGUUUGAUUGUGUGGUAUUGCCAGGUUAAAAUAUUAUUGUGAGAUUUUUGUGGGCUUGCAAUCUCUUUUGAAGUUCACAUUAUGGCAGCAUUACGUUUUUGCCUAUAAGAGUAUCAGAUGAUACUACACUCGGCGUCACAAAAAUCGCACCUCUUGAAAAAUUGUAAGUUUAAAACAUGUCCCGCCAGUAACGAGUACAUUACACAUUAUUAAUAUUGGUAUCAAUUGAAAGUACGUUUAACGACCUUUAAAUUAACAACAGUUAGAAUUCCUAAACACAACAGAUCUCAUCAGCACGUAACGUUAAAAAAAUGUUGUCAAAAUAUUCAGAAUGGAAUUGAUAACAUUCCUCAAGAGACUGUUGUCACAUUAAUUCGUCCAUGAGAGAAAGCAUGGAAGCAGUCAUCAGGGCUAGGGAGGGUAACACUAGGUUUUAAGUUGUUUAUUACUGAUAAAAUAAAAUGUAACUUUUUAACCAUUUGCAUUUGCUUGCUUUUUUAUUCCCUGGUAAACAAAAAACCAAAUCCAUUGAUUUAUUCUUAAACUUAAAUGAAUUGCCUUUCCAAUGAUACCUUACAGUCAUAUGUCUGCCAUUGAUUAAUAGGGUUAAAAUUACUAUGAAGGGAACUUUUAAAGAGGUGCGAUUUUUGUGACGCCGAGUGUAUUAUAUCUUUUUACAGUCAAUCAAACAAUUUUGAUUUCUAUCCUUUAUGAAUAUAGAUGAAAACUUGCUACAGUUCUCAUUCAACUUAUGAUUAAAGCAAUAGAAGUCAAAAUCGCUUGUAACAUGUUCAAUCACUUCAAUCUAUUACUUACCCUCGAAAUAUGACUUAUAUUUCCAAGUACUUUAAGUACAUUUUCGAUUGGCAAUACCACUGGUCAAUUUAAUUUCCCAUUAACAGCAUAAUGUAAUGGGGCCUAUUCUCAUUUAGAUUUAAUAAAUAAUAUUUAUAACAUUUUAUUUUGUUGUUGUAAAUAAUGACUUGUUUCGUUAAUAAAUUUUAUAUUUUUAA